GCUCUUGUCCACGAAAAGAAUCGUGCAUCCACCAUCCACUCGUUCUCACUUCUUCAACAACAUUAGUGCUCGCCCACGCUUCAUCAUUUCGACCAUAUGUCCAACAAACGCCCCGGUUCACCCGUUGCGAAACUCCCACUUAAGCCGCCGUCGCUGAGCAUACAACCGUCCCCUGUUCCUCAGUCUACGAACAACAGCUCGCCUUCCACCAACAAUUCAGAGUGCGCAGAAGGACUAAUUGUCCGAACGUACGACUAUGGGCACCCAGAACCUGGCACCGAGAGGUGGAACUUCUCUUGGCCUCCUCCGGCUCAAUUCCCGCGUCGCAACUGGCGCACAGCAGUAUGGUCGCCACCCAACAUGACCGCAAACUACGUCACGCCGGAAGUCUUCCAGCUUGCUGGCAAGUUCGCAAGUGUGGCGGUACAGAGCGCACUUGACGGAGAGACUCCAUGGUCUGAAGUCGGGACGAAUGGCAUCUACCUGGCCCUCGUUGAUCUCAUGCUGCAGUGCCGUGACCAUCUUCGAACUGAGACGUGUUAUGCGUCAAUUCGAAGCGCCACCGAUCCAUCAGAGCCUGGGUUCCUGACGUACCCCCAGUGGCGGCGCAAGUGUAAAGCUGAAAUGGAGCGCAUCUUCAGCCUGGCUCAAGCUGUCGUUCCUGAAGGUGUCAUGCAGGAGAUAACGCUUUCCAAGUGCAAGCACUACUGCACCGCCGCCAUCCUCUGGACCUUCGGUGGCGACAUGGACGCCGGCAGAUGGCUGUUUGACGACUCGUUUUUACCCCCGCUCCGACAUCUCAAGAGGAUCCCGGUGUCCUUUUUGGGGCAGUACGACGCGACGCCUGAGCAACUCGAACGGUACGGCAUGCGUCGUGUGACGGGGCGGAUUUCGCUCAAUACGUGCGAGGGUGACAUCCUGCGUCGCGCCGCAGCGAACCGGAAGCGGUAUGGGGAGGCUCAACCCCUGCCGGCCGGCUUGUCUGGCUUACCCCUUGCCACACCUGUGCGAGCGCAGACAGGCCGCAUCCCCGGAACGAAUUUGGUCGUCGUCCCUCUGCAGCGACGUCGGCCUGCGUGAGCUCAGCCCGCCACCCAACUGUUGCACAUCUGGGCGCCCCUCUCCUGCCGCGCUCGCCGUACUGAUCAGCGCUUGUGUGUGUAUGUAUGUAUGUAUGUAGUGUAUGCGUGUCAAGAUCCAGGCAAGGUUCGGAGAUCGUUAGGCCAUGCACAUCCUUGUCUCC
Messenger RNA from Cutaneotrichosporon oleaginosum, 1243 nucleotides. RefSeq lists its product as uncharacterized. The record is from RefSeq and is a predicted model, not a curated record. Lineage: Eukaryota; Fungi; Basidiomycota; Tremellomycetes; Trichosporonales; Trichosporonaceae.